GUUGGCGGCGGUUAGCUAGCGCCAUGUUCCGCCGUGCUCCGCGGAACUUCCGCGCCCGGCGGCGCGUGGUGUCCAGCGGCAGCGGCGAGGAAGAGGAGAAGGAGGAGCAGCUGCCGCCGCCGCCGCCGCCGCCGCCGACUGCCGCAUCGCCGCCGACUCCAGCCCCUGGCCGUGCCUCCGAGCAGGAAGCGGAGCCUGUGGAGGCGCCCAGCGGUGGCGCCGCGGCUCCCGCGGCGGAGGGCCUGUCACCCGCGCAGGAGCCGGCGGGCAGCCGCGGGGGCCGGGCGGAGGGCAGAGGGGCGGCCAGGGGCCGCGGGCCGCGCCUCGCCGGGAAGGUUCUGCUGAGCUUCGGGGGCGAGGAGGAGCGGGAAGAUGACGAAGAACUCUUUAAAAUUAAAAAGCCAUCCUUCAAUGAAGUAACUUUUAGAAUCCAAAAGAAGGAAAUCUUACCAUCCCCACAGAGAGAAGUUCAGGAAAGUGAAAAAAUCUGUCAGUUGGUGUCUAGAACCUGCAACACUGAAGCCACUCAUGAAGAAGAGGAUGAGACCUAUUCUUCACUUAGUGAGGACUACAACAGCUCAGACUCAGAAGCUGAAUCCAGCCAUCCACAGAGAAGGAAGGAUUUAUCAGCAGGCAGUAUACCCAGUGCAGCUUGCAUUGAGGCUGCUCGGAGGAAACGUCACUUAGCCAGGACACAAGCUGAUUAUCUGCCAUUGGAUGUUUUAAAUGAUCAUCAGGUCUCUCAGAGAAGACAAAGUAGUGAUUUAGAGAGUGAAGAUGAAGCUGAUAUGCGGAAUCUCAAUUUUACUCCUAAAGCAAGAACUCUAAGGCAGAGGAUGACUGAACACAUGGCCUCUGAGGAUGAUGAAUCAAGUGAAGAUGAAACACAAAUUAAGUGGGAAGAGCAGCAAAUAAAGAAAGCUGUUAAACUCUCUCAGGAUAUCCAUGACAAUGCUUCUCUGCAUAAAUCUCAACCAGCAAAACCAAAGUUUGAUCCCUCUGUUUCUCUGCCAUCUGUGAACCUGGAAAUUGUAAAGAAGCGGCUGACUGAAAGGAUAACGUCAUUACAGGAUGUGCACCGUGCCCACCAGAGGGAGUAUGAAAAAUACGUGGAGGACAUCGAAAGUUCAAAGACGUCCGUCCAGGAGUUAGAGAAGUCUUCAAAUGCAUCUCUGAAUUACAAAUUCUAUCGAGCCAUGAAAAUAUAUGUAGAAAACUUGAUAAACUGUUUGAACGAAAAGCUGGCAUACGUUAAUGAGAUAGAGUUGGCUAUGCAUGAACUUCUUCAGCAACGAGCCAGAAUGCUACUGAAACGAAGGCAAGAUGACCUGAGAAAUGAAUCUGCUUAUAUUCAGCACCUUUUAUGUGGUAAUGACAAACCAAGUAAUGGUGGAUUGGAGGAUGACGAAAAGAUGCAGCUUCUAAAAAUGUGUGAACAUCGAAGGACUUGCAGACAGCAAGCAAGAGUGUGUUUGGGAAAAGUUGAUCACCAUGAAGGUAUGUCUAGUGAUGAUGAGCUUCCUCUGACAGACAUGACUGAGUUCCAGAAGAGCAAAGACGAUAUUUUAGAGGCUAGUAGGAAAAUCUUUGAAGAUGUUCGUGCAGAUUUUUGUGACAUCAGAAAAAUCCUGCUGAAAUUCCAGGAGUGGAAAGAGAAGUUUCCUGACUCCUACUGUGAUGCUUACAUCAGUUUAUGCUUGCCGAAGCUUUUAAAUCCACUGAUCAGGGUUCAGUUAAUAAGUUGGAAUCCUCUUGAGCAGAAUUUCACAGAAUUGGAAGAGAUGCCCUGGUUCAGAGCCAUAGAAGAAUUCAGUGAUGCCAAAAACGUGUCCGAAUCGAAAAGGGAUGAUGACCCUGAUAAGACAGUCUUGCCUAGAGUGAUUGAAAAAACAAUUCUUCCAAAAAUUACAGGGUUUAUAAAGAAUGUGUGGGAUCCUUUAUCUGCUUCACAGACGAUGAACCUUGUGCAGCUUUGCAAGAGCAUUUUUGAAAAGCAAGUUCCCUCCAACAAUGAACACAGUCGAGCAAAAGAGGAUUUGAUAAAUGUAGUUGUCUUAAGAAUAAAGAAGUCUGUAGAGGAAGAUGUCUUUGUUCCUCUGUAUCCGAAAAGUGCUGUGGAAGACAAAUUGUCACCAUAUUCAAAAUUCCAAGAAAGACAGUUUUGGUCGGCUGUUAAGCUACUCUCCAAUAUUCUUCUUUGGGAUGGAAUUGUACAAGAAGAUACAGUCUGUGAUUUAGGACUGAGCAAGUUGCUGAAUCGUUACCUUCUUCUGAACCUCUUAAACACACCACCGGGGCCAGAUAACAUAGAAAAGUGUAAUAAGGUGGUGGCAUGCCUCCCAGAAAGAUGGUUCCAAGAUCUUAAAAGUGGAUCAACUCUCCCCCAGCUGAUGAACUUCAGCCAGCAUUUGUUGCAAUGUGCCCAGGCACUGCACAAGAAUAAUCACAGGGAUGAAACAAAAGAUGUUGUUGUUCUGCUGGUGAAAGUCAAUGCUCUGCAAAUUGUGGAAGAUUUUAUUGAAGAGUACAAACUUGAGCAUCUUAAAUCCAUGAUUGGAAAAUAGAAUUUUUUUGAAACAACACUUAUAUUACUGAAACAAGCGUGGUAUUCAUACUAAAAUAGUUUUAAUAUUAAAAUUUAAUUAGUGGACCUUGCCUAUUCAAAGAUGUAGUGAUAAUCAGUUGACCUCACUGUUUCAUUGCUAAAUACUUCAGCAGCUUUUACCAGAUUUGUCUUCAGCUGCCAUCCUACUCCCAAGUUAAGGUGUCUUUUUCAAAAUCACCAUUGUCAAAGUAAAGUGGCAUUUAAGGCCCUCUGAAAUGUAUGAAAAUGCUUUAUUGCUGUAUUCUUUUGGAAGGAUUACAGGAAAGACAGUGUCUGUGAAGUUGAUCACUGCACUGCUAUUGAGUGCACUUUAUAAGGUAUUUCUGAAAUACUGCUAAAUGCCACUUUUUGUAUUAGCAAUCAUUGAGUUCAAACUUGUGGUCCACAGAUUUCGGUAGUUUUGGUAGGGUCGUCAUUAAGAUAUCUUUAGUGGAAAAAGAACUGGUAAUGAUGCAGGGAUUUUGAUGCUGAUACAUAAAUUGGGGGGAAAAAACCCGAGUGAUUUAGCAUUUAUGAUUCAGUCAGUGCAAAUAAGGAAUUUAAUGGAUGAAUUCUGAGAUAAAAAUUUGCACAGGGGAAUAUUUUGGGAAGACCUAGUAAGAUGUACUGGAAAUCAUGUCCAGUGUAUAUUGGAUGGAGUUUUGUACUUGAGUGAUGCAGACUGGACUUCUGUGUCCAGACCUGGAGUUACCACACAUCAUGUUUUAUCAGACUUCCAAUAGACUGGAAACCUCUUGAUUAUGAGAAGCACAAGAACAACUUCAGUUCUGUAACUGGCAUUCUAGGACAAUCUUCCUUUUGCUUUCCAGUAAGAUUUGCCAAAUCCUAUUUCAUCAUACCCAAAUAAGAUUUUAAUGUUUUAUAAUGCUGUAUAUUUGUAAAAUAUUAUACUAUAGAAUGAAAAGGAUGCUUUAUUACAGAAACUCUAGUUCAUCGCCAGUUCUGAUGUACACUUAUUGUAUUUUCUCCCAAGUCUUCUGGGACUAGAAUUUAGCUCUUGCAGACUUGUUCCAUGAGGUCCUUGAAAUAAAUAUAUUUAAGUUAUAUUUUUGUAAAAUAUUUUAAUUGUAAAUAACAUUAUUUUACACAAAAGGUGAUUUGUAAAGUAACUUUGGUUUACUUUUAUUUUUAAAACAAGUAAAAAUAUUUUGAUAUUUAA
Messenger RNA from Rhea pennata, 3764 nucleotides. RefSeq names its product GC-rich sequence DNA-binding factor 2 (gene GCFC2). The transcript has 18 exons. Gene Ontology annotation, biological process: mRNA splicing, via spliceosome. Lineage: Eukaryota; Metazoa; Chordata; Aves; Rheiformes; Rheidae. The record is from RefSeq and is a predicted model, not a curated record. Gene Ontology annotation, cellular component: nucleus. Bases 24 to 2564 code for a protein of 846 amino acids. Gene Ontology annotation, molecular function: DNA binding.